This is a messenger RNA of Trichoplax adhaerens, 2553 nucleotides long. RefSeq lists its product as uncharacterized. The transcript has 31 exons. Lineage: Eukaryota; Metazoa; Placozoa; Uniplacotomia; Trichoplacea; Trichoplacidae. Gene Ontology annotation, cellular component: endosome; HOPS complex. The annotation marks the transcript as partial. Gene Ontology annotation, biological process: endosome organization; vacuole organization; vesicle-mediated transport. The record is from RefSeq and is a predicted model, not a curated record. Gene Ontology annotation, molecular function: protein-macromolecule adaptor activity; protein binding.
AUAUUCUCACAUAAUGAAGGAACAGUUUACGUUGUUAGCAGGGAGUUGAAUUGCUUUCUAUUUCGAGCCUAUGAUAUAUGCAUCGUUCUGAUGCAUCAGUUAAAGUCGAGAAAUAUUUUAAUCACUAUUGGGCUUGACCAAAUCAAUGUUUAUCCCUUAAUCAAAAUGUGGGAUUUCGACAAGCUCGAUGACUGUGGAAUUCCGGCUUGUUGCAGAAGCAUGCCAAUGGUUGUCGAUAAAACGCCUGUGCCUGUAACUUGCCUUUCCGCUCUUGAUUCCUUAUCUCACUUGGCAAUUGGAUUUGCUAAUGGUUCUGUUGUACUUCUACAUGGUGAUGUCAUGAUCGAAAAAUAUUGCAAAUCAAGAGUUGUCCAUAGCGAUAGAUAUCCUGUUACAGGCGUCGUUUUGAAAAAGUCAGAUAAACAGAUUGUGGUCUUCAUAGCUACAACAGACUCUAUCAUAUCUUAUAUUAUAUCACAUAAAGAUCAUAAGACUAUGUUAAGUGCUGAAGGCUGUCAGCUUCGAUGUUCUAUACUAAGUAGUCCACUUCAAGAACAACAGCUAGUUGUAGCUCGAAACGAAGCAUUAUACUUCUUCCAAACUGAUGAAAGGGGACCCUGCUUAGCUUUUACCGGCGAGAAAGUAUUCCUGAGAUGGUUUAGGAAUAGUUACCUCAUUGUAGUUAGCAAGGAGACUAAGGCAUCUCUUCCUAGAAGUGCUGGGGGUACUGUACGUUCUACUUAUAUGCUAACCAUCUAUGAUAUCGUGAAUAAACUCAUAGCUUUCUCGGCACCAUUUGUUGAAAUUACUGAUGUUUUGAUCGAGUGGGGUUCCGUUUAUGUUGUAUUAGGGGAUAAUACAAUUUGUAGCUUGGAUGAGAAAGACCUUCAAAAUAAGUUGGAUAUACUAUUUAAGAAAAAUUUCUACAGUAUGGCAGUUAGCUUAGCAAAAAGUCAAAAUUAUGAUGCAGAAGGCUUAGCUGAUAUCUUUACGCAAUACGGAGAUCAUUUAUACGGUAAAGGCGAUUAUGACGGAGCAAUCUCACAAUAUUUGAAAACAAUUCGAUAUUUGGAACCAUCAUAUGUUAUUAGGAAGUUUCUCGAUGCUCAAAGGAUACAUAAUUUAACUUUAUAUCUAGAGGAGCUUCAUGAGCAGCAAUCAGCAAACUCUGAUCAUACGACCCUACUUUUAAAUUGCUAUACAAAAUUAAAGGAUGUUAACAAGCUCGAUCAAUUUAUUAUGACUGAUAAAGAACUAAAUUUCGAUGUUGAGACUGCAAUUAAGGUAUGCAGACAAGCGGGCUAUUAUAAGCAUGCAACGUACCUAGCCAGGCGAUGCAAAAUGCACGAUUGGUAUUUAAAAAUCCAACUUGAAGAUACAAAAGACUAUGAUAACGCCCUUGGAUAUAUAAAGAGACUGCCUUCUGACGAGGCACAGAGUAAGCUCAAAAAGUAUGGGAAAAUGUUAAUAACAUUUAAACCGAAGGAAAUAACGGAUUUUUUAAAGACGUUUUGUACCAGAGCCAAAUCUCCAGAUGGUGGUAAAAAAACGUCACCCGAAUCCUUUAUCCAUAUUUUUAUAAACCAUAAUAAGCAAUUAAUAGAAUUUCUGGAACAUCUAAUGCGUGCACAAGGCCCCCUUCCUACAUCUCUAUGCAAUACACUACUAGAAUUAUAUUUAGAAGAAAUGGACAAGGAAAACGAUACUGCGGUAAAAUCAAAGCUUGAGAAAGAUGCUAUUAGCCUACUUACGAACCAUGAGGCAAGAUACAACGUUGAUCACGCAAUGGUUCUUGCUCAGAUGCAUAAUUUUAGAAAAGCGGUGUUGUACCUAUUUAAGAAAGCACAGUUAUAUCAGCCCAUUCUUCGCUAUCAAAUGGAAGGUAACUGCUAUUCAGAUAUAAUUGCUCUUUGCAAGGAAUUUGGCAAUAAUGAUCCUAGUCUUUGGACGCAAGCUCUUACUUACUUUGCUGAUAAAGAGAAUUGUAAGGAUCACGUAGCUGAAGUCCUCUCUCAUAUCCUAAUAAAUCUUUUGCCUCCUUUGUUUGUUAUACAAGCUUUAGCACGUAAUUCAACAGCAACUGUUUCGAUCAUAAAGGAUUACAUGAUCCGUCGUUUACAAAAAGAAAAUGCGCAAAUUAGUGAAGAUGAAAGACUUGCUAAACAAUACCAGGAGGAGACAAUAAAAAUGCGUCAAGAAAUCGAAGAGCUAAAAACAAGGCAAUCUGCUAAAAUAUUUCAAGCAUCAAAGUGCAACGGCUGCGGUAAAGACUUGGACCUUCCUGCCAUUCAUUUCUUAUGCGAACAUUCAUUUCAUUUGAUGUGUUAUGAAAGCUACACAGACGCGGAGUCUGAAUGUCCACUUUGCUCACCUGAUUAUCGUAAAAUCACUGAAGCAAUCCAAGCCCAGCAGCAAGUUAAAGGUCUUCAUGAGCAAUUUCAUCAACAGUUGGAAAGAUCAACUGACUCUUUCUCAGUGGUAUCAGAAUACUUUGGUCGUGGUGUUUUUAAUAAGGUACUGAUUAUAUGCUCAACGAUAAAAUAUUCUCCGUGA